GACGUCGUUUCAAAAAACUAACAAAAACCAAACAAAAAGCAUUUUCUUCUGGAACAUUCUCUCACAGAAGUUGGACAGCUUGCUGUGGGUGUGCGUCUGCAUAGAUGGCCACUCCACUCUUCCCACAGGUGGGCAGGAGAUAGCCACAGGGAGGACCAAGAUGCUCUUUAAAAGGAUUUGGAGUCUGCUAUAGCACAGAGGUAAUGGGGUAAUUAGAGCCCCAAAGUUCUACAUCAUAGGGCAAGCUGUUGACAUUUCACCUUAUAGAAAAGUUAAAGCAUGCCACAGAAUGCUUUCCUUGGCAGUUAGAAUUAUUACUCAGGUACCCAUUAGAUAAUUGAACUUUGAGCAAAUUAACUUCCUCAUGUACCCCCGCUUAGGCAAAUGAUUUCCCAUGUGUGCCCCUUGCUGAGUGAGGGGAUGUGUGUAAAGUUGUUCUCCAUGAGUCAGUUACACAUGAUGACUUUGAACUAAAAUGCUUGAUUUGAGCCAUUUUCUAAAGCUCCUUCUAGUUGAUGGUCAUGAACCAUAUUGUCAUCCUCUAGCGUAAUGCUUGACUUACUAUUUUUAUGUGUCAAAGAUGAUCAGUAAAAGCCACACUCUUAGAUGUUACUGAAUGGAGUUCUUCCCCAGACGAACAAGAGAGUUAGUAGUGUCAGCAGUAGACUUGCCAUGUCUAAGGCCUGCCCACUUCUCAGGUGUCAUUUGCCCUAAGAAGGAUGGGUUUACAAUAAUCAAGUAGGAAUCAGCAAAUGGUUUAGAUGGAAUACCUGAGAAUAGGUCCAUCUGUCUAUAAUUUGGAGCAGUAAAGAGUUCCCAUUUUUAAAAGUGAGAACGAUCUGCCCUGGCCCCAACCCCAGAUUCAGGGCCACACAGGUGCUAAAGUGCAGUGAUUUGGCAGUGAUCCGAGCCAGUGCUUACGGUUCUGGGGUCAGGGAACCUUCUGUAUAUGGAACCUUCAUAUAUUUUUUAGCUCUUAGUCAGUGUAUGAUAGGAGGUAACAUUUUUGGGCUUCUGUCAAAAUGUACAAAAUUCCGGGACUUAAUCUUAGUUUGUGGAGGGGUACAGGAAAUCUCCUAUGCGGGAUUUCAUCUGUAGACUCUCCCUUCUUUUCUGCCUUGGGAACUGACAGCAUUUCCUUUCACCACCAAAAGCGCUAGCCAGAUCUGGGCCUCCCAUGUAGAUUUAUGACAGUGGGAAUUUUGAGGCUUUAGGACGUUUGUAAAUAAGCUUUACUGUUAUGAGCUCCUAAUGGCCACUUCUACUUUGCCUAGGAUAUCCAAUAUAAAAAUGAAAGUUAGUGUAGAUUACUAUAUGUUUUUUGAUAUUAAACACUAUCUUUCAUAGAAAUAUAGGUAAAAGAUCUUCUAGAUGUAUUCCAGAGGCCAGGUUUUGUUCAUAUUUAUGUUUAGAGAGAAAUUUUCACUUAUUAGUACGUAAGUUUUUGGAAGGAUAACCAUGUAGAAGAAAAUCCUCCUGUUAGUAAUUGAUUCUAGGAGGAGUUCUGGCCCACAGGAAUGAUUAACUCCAUGAUGGGGUGCACAAAAUCAGUAAAAUUAGUUCUUAACACCAGAACCAACUGUAUGAGCAGACAGUGUCCUCCUGGGAGGGGAGAUAAAUUGGGACUCAUCAAAUCCAACUUGCCGGGAAACUGAUGGGAGACUUGAGGCAGGAAUUCCCACCUUGAGCCAGGAGCUCCCAGUAGUCCUGUAUUGACUUGGCUGAAUUAUUUUUCCUCCCAGCUAAGAGAGGAAAAGUGAAGAAUGAUGAAUUGGAGGCAUGACUACUCUAGGCCUCAUAUGGUCAUAUAAUCCCUGUGCCUGCCAGAAAGCUGUCAUCUGAGCAUCUUUUCAAUGUUCAUCUGCCUGUUCCAGGAACAGAAGCUUAGGCAUGGAGGGAGAAACUUCUGGAAGUUGGUGGGACAUUAAUCCAGCUGCUGAGGUUACUAUGGUGACUGUGCUCCAGCCAGAACCUUGGCUCACAGGGAACAGCUGGAUCUGACUUACCCGGCUGAGCUCAACAGGUACAGGAAGAGGGCUGAUGAGCCAAACAUCCCUGCAGGAGGGACAGAUGAUUAUUUCAUUGCCAGAGAGUUGCCUGCUCACCACUGACACAGUGAUUCGAAGCUACCUAGGGGCGUACAUUACUAAGUGGAAGCCUCCUCCAUCUCCUCUGCUGGCUCUGUGCACCUUUUUAGUUUCAGAAAAGCAUGCUGGGGACCGAUCUCUUUGGAAGCCUUACCUGGAGAUUUUACCCAAGGCCUAUACCUGCCCUGUUUGUUUGGAGCCGGAAGUGGUGAACCUUCUUCCCAAAUCUUUAAAAGCAAAGGCUGAAGAGCAGAGAGCCCAUGUGCAGGAGUUCUUUGCUUCCUCCAGAGACUUUUUCUCUUCUCUGCAGCCUCUGUUUGCUGAGGCUGUUGACAGCAUCUUCAGCUACAGUGCCCUGCUGUGGGCUUGGUGCACUGUCAACACCAGAGCCGUGUACCUGAGGCCCAGGCAGCGGGAAUGCCUCUCUGCAGAGCCGGACACCUGUGCACUUGCUCCGUACCUGGACCUGCUGAAUCAUAGCCCACAUGUCCAGGUAAAAGCAGCAUUUAAUGAAGAAACUCACUGUUACGAAAUUAGAACGACUUCACGUUGGAGAAAACAUGAAGAGGUGUUCAUCUGUUACGGCCCUCACGAUAAUCAACGGCUGUUCCUGGAAUAUGGAUUUGUUUCCGCACACAAUCCUCAUGCUUGUGUUUAUGUCCCGAGAGAAAUACUUGUUAAAUAUCUUCCAUCAGCAGAUAAACAAAUGGACAAAAAGAUUUCCAUCUUAAAGGAUCAUGGCUAUAUAGAAAAUUUGACAUUCGGAUGGGAUGGACCAUCUUGGAGGUUACUCACAGCCCUUAAGUUGUUAAGUCUGGAAGCUGAAAAAUUUAUGUGCUGGAGAAAAGUACUUCUUGGGGAAGUAAUUUCAGAUACGAAUGAGAAGACAAGUUUGGAUAUAGCCCAGAAAAUAUGCUAUUAUUUCAUAGAAGAGACUACUGCUAUGCUUCAAAAGGUGUCUCGUACAAAGGAUGAAAAAGAGGCUCUGAUAAACCAGCUAACUCUGGUGGAAUCCCUGUGGACGGAAGAGCUAAAGAUUCUCAGGGCAUCUGCCGAGACUCUGCAUAGUUUGCAAACAGCUUUUACCUGACUUCACCGAAGCGUGUUUGGUCACCUCCUCUGAAACAGAAGUUAAUUUGAAGACAGCCAUCAAGGGCUGGGGUGGUGGCCGCCCCCAGGACAUGCAGGAGUCUGCAGGGGCAGCACAGGCUCUGGGAUUGUGGGGCAGAGUGCAGGUGGACCAGCUGUCUGCAUGGCACCUCUAAUGCUCUUCAGAAGAAAGUGCUGAGCUGUGAGGAGAGAGGCGGACUGCAAGGGAGCCAGCAGCCAGCCGCACUCCGUGUGUGUGAUCUGUCACCAUGGGGCCUGCUUCUUAUCUGACACAGCAGCCAUCAGAGUCAAGCGGUCGUGCUUUUAAGAUGCUCUGAUACCAUUGGGUUAAGGGGCAGGUUGGUGGGGGGUGGCUUUGGGCUGUGCGGAUGGGGCAGUGGGAGGCAGUUCUGGGUCCCUGACAAGGUGGCCCAGCCUCCAGCCCUUUCCUGUGUAGACUCACUGGUAGGUGUUGAAGAGCCCUCCAAGGGGACACAGGGAUUCCAGGAGGAGGGAGUUUCCCCCAAACAUGCUCCUGGCCUUUCAAAUGCCCAAGGCAGGGGCUUGUCUAAUUAUUAACUUGGGAAGAAUGGCCGGCUCAGCCCUCGGCUCU
Molecule: messenger RNA, 3789 nt
Organism: Sapajus apella (tufted capuchin)
Lineage: Eukaryota; Metazoa; Chordata; Mammalia; Primates; Cebidae
Gene: SETD4
Product: SET domain containing 4
Exons: 10
Coding region: 2041-3177 (378 amino acids)
Biological process (GO): positive regulation of transcription by RNA polymerase II; peptidyl-lysine dimethylation; peptidyl-lysine monomethylation
Molecular function (GO): transcription coactivator activity; protein binding; histone H3K36 methyltransferase activity
Source: RefSeq, a predicted model, not a curated record